UAGUUUAUGGUUAAUGGUAUGUUAUAUGUUUAGCAUAUUUCAGUUUGUUUUGAAAUACUGGGAUAUACCUUUUUUUUUUUUUGACGUUUUCAUCCUUUUGGGGAUUGUAUGUUUCUAGAAUGCUUUCAUUGUCUGCUGUGAUGAAGCUGUUUUGCUUCUUACUCUUUUUAAAACUUAUUUUUGUGUGAUGUUGGCCUCAGUACUUUUUGUGGCUCAUUUUUCUAUGACUUUGGCUUUUCUGAGUGUUCAGAAGGGAGGCUUGGUUUAGAAUCAUUCUCUAAGGGCAGUGUUGCGGGGCUCUUUCCUGUGUGGUUUUUAGGAAGUCUUAAACCUGCAGCAGCUUAUUUUCUGAUUUCUCUGGGCUCUCUUCUCCCCUCCCACCUUUAAUUAGCUUUCAUGCUCCUUUGUCUCCAGUUUCCAUGCCCGCACAUUUUGUGUUCAGUUCCAGGCCAUUUCUUUUUAAUGUAUUUGGCCUAAAAGGGAGCUUUGGACAAUGUGUUUUGAGAGGUCGUAGGGUCCAGAACACUCUGGCCUCUGGGUUAGCCCUGCAGGCCCCUGUGUGUGUCUCCUGGUGGGUCCGGCAGCUGCUGCUCUGGCCCGGCUCCUGCUUCCCUCUGCCUCCUCCGUCCUAUGCCCGCCUGCCCUGCUGAGCUUGUGGCUUCCAGUGUCCCCAUCUGCUCGUAUUUAGGGUUCUUGAGGACUAUCCUGUCGCCUCGUUCUUUUGUCAGUGUUGGCCUGGAGUUUGGCUUUGCUAUGGUUGGAGCUCUGUGUGUCUGUAUGGGAGGAUUCGGGGAGAUGAAACGUCUGUCUCAUUCCGUCUUUCCUGAGUGGGACUUUUUAGAGGUUCAGCGCUGGUCCCUCUGAGGUUUUGUGUUUCCCUGUCCAGUUUUGUCAUCAGCUCUGUUUUUCGUUAAGGACAGUUACUUGAUGUUUUCUCAGUUCAUCUAAUCUUGUAUCAAGUUACAAGGUGCCUUUGCUGUUUUAUUGGUCAUACAUGUGAUCACACAUUUAUGAAAAAUAUUGCCUUUACUCUAUAAAAAUAAGAUUUAGGACAAUGCUUGGCUCCUCCUUCCACACAUUGUUAUCUCCAAGAAAUUCCAGAGCUGUUGCCAUUUCAGCGGUGAAAUGUGACCAGCAGCCGGCCCCGCUGUGAGUUGAACUCUUGCGUGUUGACCGGCCCCUCUCCUGCUCUCUGGAUGAUGUCGGAACACGACCUGGCGGAUGUGGUUCAGAUCGCAGUGGAAGACCUGAGCCCUGACCACCCAGGUACAGAGCUGUGGGACAUUGUUUUGGAGAAUCAUGUAGUGACAGAUGAAGACGAACCUGCUUUGAAACGCCAGCGACUAGAAAUCAAUUGCCAGGAUCCCUCUAUAAAGUCAUUCCUGUAUUCCAUCAACCAGACAAUCUGCUUGCGGCUGGACAGCAUUGAGGCCAAGCUGCAGGCGCUGGAGGCUACGUGUAAAUCCUUAGAAGAAAAGCUGGACUUGGUCACCAACAAGCAGCACAGCCCCAUCCAGGUGCCCAUGGUGGCCGGCUCCCCUCUCGGGGCAACGCAGACGUGCAACAAAGUGCGAUGCGUCGUCCCCCAGACUACAGUAAUACUCAACAAUGAUCGGCAGAACGCCAUUGUAGCCAAGAUGGAAGACCCCUUGAGCAACAGGGCACCGGAUUCCCUGGAAAAUGCCAUUAGCAAUGCUGUGCCUGGGCGUCGGCAGAACACCAUUGUGGUGAAGGUGCCGGGCCAAGAAGACAGCCACCACGAAGACGGGGAGAGUGGCUCGGAGGCCAGCGACUCUGUGUCCAGCUGCGGACAGGCCGGCAGCCAGAGCAUCGGGAGCAACGUCACCCUCAUCACCCUCAACUCGGAAGAGGAUUACCCCAACGGCACCUGGCUGGGCGACGAGAACAACCCCGAGAUGCGGGUGCGCUGCGCCAUCAUCCCGUCCGACAUGCUGCACAUCAGCACCAACUGCCGCACGGCCGAGAAGAUGGCGCUCACGCUGCUGGACUACCUGUUCCACCGCGAGGUGCAGGCCGUGUCCAACCUCUCGGGGCAGGGCAAGCACGGGAAGAAGCAGCUGGACCCGCUCACCAUCUACGGCAUCCGGUGUCACCUUUUCUAUAAAUUUGGCAUCACGGAAUCCGACUGGUACCGAAUCAAGCAGAGCAUUGACUCCAAGUGUCGCACGGCGUGGCGGCGCAAGCAGCGGGGCCAGAGCCUAGCGGUCAAGAGCUUCUCGCGGAGAACGCCGAACUCAUCCUCCUACUGCCCCUCAGAGCCGAUGAUGAGCACCCCACCGCCCGCCAGUGAGCUCCCGCAGCCACAGCCGCAGCCGCAGGCGCUGCACUACGCCCUGGCCAACGCGCAGCAGGUGCAGAUCCACCAGAUCGGAGAAGACGGACAGGUGCAAGUAAUCCCACAGGGACACCUCCACAUCGCCCAGGUGCCACAGGGGGAGCAGGUCCAGAUCACGCAGGACAGCGAGGGCAACCUCCAGAUCCACCACGUGGGGCAGGAUGGUCAGGUGCUGCAGGGUGCCCAGCUGAUCGCCGUGGCCUCCUCGGAUCCUGCGGCGGCGGGUGUGGACGGGUCACCACUCCAGGGCAGCGACAUCCAGGUUCAGUACGUGCAGCUGGCGCCGGUGGGCGACCACACGGCCGGGGCCCAGACAGCCCAGGCCCGCCUGCCUCGGCUUGUGCUCAGGGACGCAUGCUGGCCCCUCGUGCCAUUCCAGACAGUGCUGCGGGAGGGCGUGAGACCCUGUGCCUGGGCAUCUAGAUGCGGGGCCGUGCUUCGGCAUCCUGCUGCAUUCUGAGUUUCUGGUCACUUUCCAGGUUUCAGAAUUGGAGAAACCUGUGUCCCACGGUUGAUCUUUACACCCCUAGCUUCCUGUAAGCUUUCUCUGUCACCGUGGCCUGCCUGGCAGGCCCCACGUGAACGCUCUAAUUAGGAUCCAUCUUAAAGGCUAAGGAAGACACCUGCUUACCGCGCUGCUUUUCCCGCAGAAAACCCCAGUGUGGCUGGACUUGCCUGUCGGAGGCGUGGCGGCUGCAGGUUGUGUUAGCUCGUCACCAAGGGCCCAGCUGUCUUUCCUACCAUCUCAGCUUGUCCUCAGGCUAGCUCUGCCUUCCUAGGAAGUGACCCCAGGCCUUCAUGGUGACCCUGCAGGCAUGACUGCACCCAGCAGAGACCGGUUUCUGGUUGAGUCUCAUCCACACGAAGCCCCCACUCCCAGCUGUGCUCAGGAAUUGCAUUACAUCUUUUGUUGGUCAGAGCAGAGCUACACACAUGAGCUAAUUCUAGGAAAACCUGUGGCUCGGCUGUGAGGGCCUGGCUCUGAGGAGAAGGGGUUCCCUUAGGAGGGAAGGCAAGUGGCUGGCCUGUGGGGUGGCCAGUCCUCAAAGUGGAGCGUGGGCCUGUCCCUGGAGCUGUGGGUUGGGAGGGUAGGGGGUGCCAUUUGUGGGGGAAGACACAUCUUCAUACGGGGUGGCCUGUGGUGUCACAGGCUCCGUGAGCCAUCUGUAGCAGGGGCAGUGCCUCCGCCAGCCUCUGCCUGGAACACGGGCUGGCCACCGUCCUUGGAUGGCAAGUGCGUCUCUCUCGGCCAGCCCAGACCUGUGCCCCGCUGUCCCCAGACACCCGCGCCCCCAACUGCUUCUCUGGCUGUCCAGGGGAAGGGGCUUUGCAUCCCAGGCAGUGGCCCUCCUACCCCAGCCUCCUGUGGCCUGAAGCCACCCACCCCAGGGCCCUGACGUGGCUCCUCCUUUCCAUCUCAGGUUCACCCCUUUCCAUGAGGCCUUUCCCCUUAAGCCUUUCCGGCUGUGGCCGGGCUCUCGGGAGACAAUCCCUGUGCUGGCCCCUCAUCCUGUCCCAGAAGGCGCCUCCUUCAUCUGGGGAAUACUGUGUUGAGUGUCAUUUGACACUUGUCUUGAAAAAGCACAGCCUCAUCUGGACACAGUGGCUCAUGCCUGUAAUCCCAGUGCUUUGGGAGGCCGAGGCAGGGGCAUUGCUUGAGCCCAG
Molecule: messenger RNA, 4021 nt
Organism: Sapajus apella (tufted capuchin)
Lineage: Eukaryota; Metazoa; Chordata; Mammalia; Primates; Cebidae
Gene: BANP
Product: BTG3 associated nuclear protein
Exons: 13
Coding region: 1197-2816 (539 amino acids)
Biological process (GO): negative regulation of protein catabolic process; protein localization to nucleus
Molecular function (GO): DNA binding
Source: RefSeq, a predicted model, not a curated record